Molecule: messenger RNA, 979 nt
Organism: Colletotrichum acutatum
Lineage: Eukaryota; Fungi; Ascomycota; Sordariomycetes; Glomerellales; Glomerellaceae
Product: URE2 protein
Exons: 5
Coding region: 141-836 (231 amino acids)
Source: RefSeq, a predicted model, not a curated record
UCAAGACAUCCUCCAUUCUAUCCUUUACUAUAUCGUUCUCGAGAUCAUCAAACAGAAACAUUAAUCACAGCCAUAGAUCAAUACCAAUAACUCCAGAAGAAAUAUCACAGACACGACGUCUUGAACAUCACAAAGUCAUCAUGAUUGCCUCCAAGCCCGUCGUUCUCUACGGCCACAGUUACACCCCCAACCCGUCAAAGGUGGUCAUGAUUCUCGAGGAGCUCAGUAUCCCAUACGAACAUAUCAUCAUCGACCUCGCCGUCGUAAAGGAAGAACCCUACCUCUCCAUCAACCCAAAUGGUCGCCUUCCGGCCAUCAAGGACCCCAACACGGGCAUCACGCUCUGGGAGUCCGGCGCCAUUGUCGAGUACCUGGUCGAGACGUACGACGACGCCGGCGCGCUAUCCCUCGCGUCGAGAGGGGAUCGGUUCCUUUUGAAGCAGUGGUUGCAUUUCCAGGUGUCUGGCCAGGGCCCGUACUUUGGCCAGCUCGGCUGGUUCAAGCUCUUUCACCCCGAAGACGUCCCCAGCGCAAAGGAGAGGUACGAGGAGCAGACCGUCCGCGUCCUUUCCGUCCUCGACCGCGCUCUCAAAGGGAAAGAAUAUCUCGUCGGAGACAAAGCGACCUACGCCGAUAUCUCCUUCAUGCCGUGGGACUACCUCGCCAGGAAACUCAUCGGCGAAGGGUGGAACGAUAAGUGGGAGGUCGACACAAAGUAUCCCGACUACGCUGCCUGGGCUGAGAGGAUCCGCGCCCGGCCUGUGGUCAAGAACGUGUUGGAGACUAUGGGAAAACAGAGGGCUGCUGAGGAGGAGCAGGCUAAAACUCAGGAGUGAGUGACGGGGAGUCGAGCCAGGCCAGAGUCGAUUGAGUUGGCUACAUGUUCGUAUGGCGGUUGUCACAUAGGGAGUCAACGUAAGAGUCAGUGUAGGGAGUCGAUAAUUAUUGUCUCUCCAGCAGAGGAAACUCCGUGUGAUAU